UUCCUGGUAACCCGAGCUCUUGUAACAAGCGAGGUUAUUCGGUGAUAUCUCUUUACAACCGUCAAGCGACAAUAGCGACAAUGGUUACAAAUAUAAUGACAGUGCACGCUGGGAUUCAGACUUUAUUCGCUACCAUAUUGCUACUGCACAGUAUCAAAGGCGAUUCUUCUCCCCCCUUAUGGCCAAAAGGCCGUUACGGUUUGCCGCGCCCUCGAUCAGAUUGUCCAAUGAACAGCGGAUUUGCGUGGACGACUGGUUCUAGGUUCCAGGCUCUUUAUCCGGCCUCGUAUUCCUCGGCCAAGAUUCAUUUAUAUGGAAGUGUGACGUCAGAGGGUGUUACGCAAUCCUUUUGUAUCAAGAACACCACAGACGGGGACCAAGUUAGACCAGAGUGGCCCCCUGGGAAAUAUUGUAUUUUUGCGAAGGGUAAUACUUGCCCGAAAAGUAUGAGAGGGGGCUGGUACCUAUUUGACGAUCGCCUCGAUUUGACGCCAAGCCCGAACAGAACGAUGGGUACUUUGCCUGAUGGUGUUUAUAAUGAAAAUACACUGUACGAUUUCUGCUGUUCGACUGGUGGAAGCACAAGCGAUGCCAUAUCGCUUCCAUUGGAUUCUCCAUUUUAUCUUUUUCCGUAUCAGUCUGCGAUGUGCCAAAAAGUCAAAGGCGCGCUGAUAAACACAGAGUAUAUAUGGUUUCACACGGACAUGAAGAAUGUCUAUCAACCGCCAUUACCUUUCAAGUUAACAGCCGAUUCCUCAAAGCUCUUCUACUGCCACUACAGAGCUUGUGGAUAUAACAUAAACUCCACAAUUGGAGAAGUCAAGUCAGAGUACUUUCCCGCCAAAUACCCAGUUGAUGUCGAUUGCAAGUGGAGGAUCACGGUCCCCAGUCACCAUAGCAACUACCACUUCGUCAUAACAUUGAUGAACUUCACCUUGGAUGCUUCAAACCCAUCAUGCUCGGCGAGCUGUGAGUGUAACGAUUGGCUUCGCAUUACCGGAACCGGAAAUGAUUCGCGUACAUAUUGCGCAGGUCCACGAAAACCCCCCUCUGUCAUCAUUUUCACUGGUAGCUCCUUGACAAUCGAUUUUCAUUCGGACAAGACCGGAACUGCGAGUGGCUUUCGACUGCUUUAUGUCGCUCUGCCAAUUGAGCCAACUUCUAUGACAACAGUAACCUCCUCCAGCAAUGGCAGCAGCACAGCUUCCCUAAAAACCACUGAACACAGUAAACCCACAGACCCAGAACUGCCGACCACAACAGCUCCCCACAAAAGCACAGGAACACUUAUCCCUUCCGUCGGGGGGAGGGUAAGGCACUCGAAUGACUUUUCAGACUGGGUCAUUGUAGUGGCAGUGCUGGUUGCGAUUGCUACCAUGGUAACGGUUGGGUUAUUGGCAGCUUUGUACAUACGGCGUUCAAGGAAGGACCCUGUGUUGGUGGGUCGACUGACGAUUCGCUACAGCACCAAUGAGGACAGUGAUAUCAUGAUGGAGCGGGCUAGUAAGAUAGACAUGUACACUGGCGAUCUCGUCGAUUCUGAGCCGAUUCCAGAAACAGACGAGAACCCGUUUUAUGAGAGCAAGCUACAGAUACACAGUUCUAGGAAAGACAGCAGAAAAGGAAGCAAAAAGGCGUCAAAACAAGAGAGUAAGAACCCACUUUAUGACGGCGCAGUCAACGCAGCAUGCGAGCUUGACUCAAAGGCUAGCGUAGUUCCAAGUCAAAAGAGCGAAAACCCCAUAUAUGGCGAUGGUGAAGACAAUCAAAACAAGAAAAGCGAUGUCACGCCCAAAGCACCUGAUGCAAGCGAUGCGACGGAUGCUGCGAAGAUCGACAUCUACUCCUCUGUAGACGCUGAUCACGUUGCGUUAUACGAAAGCUUACCAGACCUUGCCAAAGAGACAGAGAAUCCCUUAUACGAAAGGCUCAUGUGAACCCGGCCAAGACUUUUCGUGCACAACGUUGAAGCAAAUCUUUUUAGCAAGACUAACAUGAUGAGAAUAAACCUCCUUUGGGAGGGGGUAUGUGUGCCUAAAUUUACUAUAGUCCAUUCCUUUAAUCAAGCAAUGAGACAUAGUUCAUUGCCGCAUAUAGGAAUAUAUGCUUAAUACUAUUUCAAGUGUUUUUUCGCUCUUUAAAGAGGACCUGACACGAAAAUACAUCAGAUAUAAUAAUGAUUAUUAAUGAUAACUUAUUAUCAAUGUGUCCCUUGAACUUGUUUAAAAUAUUAAGUUAUAUAUUUUUUUUAAUGUUUGAAAAAUUUUGAUUGACGUCAAGAGAUUUACACACUAUAUGUGUAGAUAAGGGCGCGCUUUAUUCCAGUAGCGGAUCUAGGGGGAGGGUUUAGAAUGUCUUAACCCCCCUUGGCCUGCCAAGGGAACGUUUCAUGUGCAGAAUUUUUAUCUUGGGUGCCUACCCCUAUCCGUCUUUUGUUUUGUAGAAUGAAAGAGCUAGAAUACCAGGGAGCGUAUAAAACAAUACAGUACUUGGAAUGCAAACAGGAUGAUUGGUCCGUAUUUUAAAUUAAACUACCUACUAAGAUAGGAA
Nematostella vectensis (starlet sea anemone) is the source of this 2550-nucleotide messenger RNA. RefSeq lists its product as uncharacterized. The transcript has 14 exons. The record is from RefSeq and is a predicted model, not a curated record. Bases 81 to 1937 code for a protein of 618 amino acids. Gene Ontology annotation, molecular function: wide pore channel activity; serine-type endopeptidase activity. Gene Ontology annotation, cellular component: membrane. Lineage: Eukaryota; Metazoa; Cnidaria; Anthozoa; Actiniaria; Edwardsiidae.